Messenger RNA from Entamoeba invadens IP1, 660 nucleotides. RefSeq names its product heat shock protein, putative. Gene Ontology annotation, molecular function: heat shock protein binding; ATP binding; ATP-dependent protein folding chaperone. Gene Ontology annotation, cellular component: cytoplasm. The record is from RefSeq and is a predicted model, not a curated record. The annotation marks the transcript as partial. Lineage: Eukaryota; Evosea; Mastigamoebida; Endamoebidae. The transcript has a single exon. Gene Ontology annotation, biological process: cellular response to unfolded protein; protein refolding.
CUUUUUGGGAGAUGUCAAAAGUUGAUUAAACAAGCAAUUGCUGUCGUUGGGUCAAGGAGUUCAAUUGACAAAGUCUUGAUGGUUGGUGGGUCUUGUAAGUGUCCAGCCGUUAAGAAGUUGUUAGUCGACUACUUUGGGAUGUCGAAAGUUGACACACAAAACGUGGACUAUGAAUUGAUUGUAUGUCGUGGGUGUACGGAGUGUGCAAAUGCAGUCGAGUCCGGCUUAUUUUCUUUGGCUGGCGAUGAGCUGUUAGCAAAAAACAUUGGUCUUGAAAUGAAAGACCCUCUGACUAACAAAAUGAAGAUAUUUAACAUGUUAAAAGCAGGAAGUCCUAUACCCUGUAAAUACAAAGAAACCUUUGUAACAACGUCAGACUAUCAAACCACUUUACUUCUUCAAAUCUAUGAAGAUCAGAAAAAGUUGAAUGAUUUCAAAGUCACCCAUUUACCUACAAUGCUAGCUGGCUAUGUUGAAGUGGAGGUUGUAUUUAGUAUUGAAAGCGAUGGAAGACUUAUGGUCAGAGCAAAAGUCGCAAAGCCAAGACAAAGUACAACAGAAGCAAAUGUAUCUUGUCCUGUCGAGCACAAAAGCAUUACUGAUGACGAGUUAAAGAAGAAAGGGAAAAUACUCUUGGAUAUUUUCAAUGGAAAAAUUUAG